This is a messenger RNA of Ochotona curzoniae (black-lipped pika), 3349 nucleotides long. Its product is annotated as zinc finger protein 345-like. The record is from RefSeq and is a predicted model, not a curated record. The transcript has 5 exons. The coding region runs from base 743 to 2695 and encodes 650 amino acids. Gene Ontology annotation, biological process: negative regulation of transcription by RNA polymerase II. Gene Ontology annotation, molecular function: DNA-binding transcription repressor activity, RNA polymerase II-specific. NCBI's taxonomy places the organism in Eukaryota, Metazoa, Chordata, Mammalia, Lagomorpha, Ochotonidae.
GUGCGUGCGAGGUGAGGACUUUAGCCACUAGGCUGCCGCGCCAAUCCCCCCUGCACAUCUCUAAUGGGAGUCUCUCAGGUCUGGGAAUUGGAUGAGAAGCUGUGAUUCUUUCCUGUGGUUUCUGAACAUCUGGUUUGAGACUUGUUAUUACGUUGAGUAAGCUGUACUAAAUUCUUAGGCUGGCAGUGUGGUCCAUUGGACACACUUGGUCCCAAACCUAUUUUUGCAAAUGACUUUAUUGCAGCCGAGCUGUGCUCAUUUCUUAACACAUUGUGUGUGUGUGUGUGUGUGUGUGUGUGUGUGUGUGUCUCUUCAUAAUGGCCUAGUAGAAUAUUCACAGCAAGCAUUCUGGCUCAAGAGUACCAGACUGUUCUAUAGCUCAUAGCUCUGAUUAUCUGCCCCUUUUAAGCUUCUAGUGUGACUUUAGCAUGCUGUCCUCAGUCAAGGCCAGCAGCAGUCAGUACUCGUUAGAGUGUGCUGGUUUGUAGCGGCUCUCCCACGUAUGACAAGCUGAAGUGCGCCAGGUGUGAUGUUUGAUGACAGUUAACUGCUUGUUGAUUCAUCUUGACAGGAAUCCAGAUAGUCCACCCACAAGGAGCAGAGAUCGCCACUGUCCAGUUAAAUUCCAGACUGCCCUGACGUGUCCGUGGACCUGGUGACCUUCGAGGAUGUGGCUGUGGCCUUCACCCAGGAGGAGUGGGCUUUGCUGGACGCAGCUCAGCGAAGCCUCUACCGAGAGGUGAUGCUGGACAACUAUGAGAACCUGGCCACAGUGGCAUGCCAGCUCAGUAAACCCAGCCUGAACUCUUGUCUGGAGGAGGACGAAGAGUUGAGGACGACGGAGAGAGGCGUUCUUCAAGAAUGGGAAAUACACCUUAAGAACAAGGGACCAGCACUUUGGCAGGACAUUUUUUGGUCACACAGUCCAAACGGGAUGCAACUGGCAAGAAGCCAGAAUGGAGUGGGACUCUGUGACUCUAAUGCUUAUAGUGAAGUCUUCAGAGAGUGCCUGGGCCUUCUGACACUCCUGAGUGCUCCAAAUAGGAGGGACACAUGUCCAUAUGGUCAGCAUGCAGAAGGCAUCCCUACUCUGCUCAAGAACCCUGGAGAGAGCUUUCCAGUGUUCAGUGAGGAUGGGAAAGACUUGAGUGUGACCCGGCGUGUUUACCAGACUGCGUGCAGCGACCACGGCCCAGCCCUCGCAGCCCCAGCACACUGUCAGGCGUGUGGGAAGACCCACAGUGCUGGGGAGCUGUCUGCCUGGAAGCAGUGUGCUAGCACUUUCCCCUCCUCCGUUAGCCACGCAGAUAUACGUGUGCAGGCAGGCACCAGAAGAAAAUCCCACGAGUGUGAGGAGUGUGGGAAAAGUUUCAGGUACUCCGCCAACCUUAAUAUUCACAUGCGAACCCACACGGGGGAGAAACCUUACCAGUGUAAGGAAUGUGGGAAAGCCUUCUCUAGGUUUUACCCAUUAACUCAACAUCUGAAAACUCACACAGGAGAGAAGCCCUUUGAAUGCAAGGUAUGUGGAAAAUGCUUUAGAAAUUCCUCCUGCCUCAACGACCACUUCCGCGUUCACACCGGAUUAAAGCCAUAUAAAUGCAAGGACUGCGGCAAGGCUUUCACUGGGCGCUCUGGUCUCAGUAAACACUUGCCGACUCACACUGGAGAGAAGCCGUACGCAUGCAAGGAGUGCGGGAAAGCCUUCACCACAUCCUCGGGCCUUAUCAAGCACGCGCAGACACACACGGGGGAGAGGCCCUUCGAGUGCUACCAGUGCGGCAAGGCCUUCGCCUCCUCCUCCUCUCUCAUUACCCAUCUGAGAAUCCACACCGGAGAGAAGCCUUUCGAGUGUCACGCGUGUGGGAAGGCAUUCACGUGUUCCUCCUACCUUCGUAUCCACAUGCGUACUCACACCGGAGAGAGGCCCUACACCUGCAAGGAGUGUGGGAAGGCCUUCACGGAGCGCACGUGCCUCACCAAGCAUUUGCGAACACACACUGGGGAGAACCCCUUCGCGUGCAGCAUGUGUGGGAAGGCAUUUGCGUGUUCGUCCUACCUGCAGAACCACGUGCGAACUCACACCGGGGAGAAGCCUUACAUCUGUAAGGAGUGCGGGAGAGCCUUCACCGUCUCCUCACAUCUCAGCAAACAUACAAGAAUUCACACCGGAGAGAAGCCCCAUAAGUGUAAGGACUGUGGGAAGGCCUUCACCGUGCGCUCGGGCCUCACCAAACACUUGCGGACACACACCGGGGAGAAGCCCUACAUGUGCAAGGAGUGCGGGAAAGCCUUCACCACGUCCUCCGGCCUCAUUGAGCACGCACGGAUCCACACGGGGGAGAAGCCCUUCGAGUGUUACCAGUGCGGCAAGGCCUUCGCCUCCUCCUCCUAUCUCAUCGCCCAUCUGAGAAUCCACACCGGGGAGAAGCCCUUCGAGUGUCACGCGUGUGGGAAGGCAUUCACGUGUUCCUCCUACCUGCAGAACCACAUGCGUACUCACACCGGAGAGAAACCUUACGUGUGUAAGGAGUGUGGGAAGGCCUUCACCGUGUAUUCACACCUCAGUAAACAUGUGAGGACUCACAGUGCGGAGAAGGCCCACAAACAGAAAGCGUGCGGGCAAGCGUCCAGGAAUCCUGCCCAUCUUUCUGAAUGCCUGCAGACACGCUGGGGGGAAAACCUUUGCAGGUGAGGAACGGAGUCCUCAGGCCUCAGCACUUUCGAGUUCUGAUCCAGAGGGGCCGUGCUCAUUGCCAAGACUGAAAACGUAGCUGAAGAUGUCCCAUGCAUCUCAGGAACACGGGAAAGCUGCUGGCAUCUCCUGUCUGUCCAGCAGGUAAGGCUGCAUGUGCAAGCCAUCCGGUGGUCCAGAACAUGGAAAGCCCUUACCAGUGCUUGGGGUCUUGCUCAGUGUGAGCUCUACAGUGGAGAGAAAGCCUAAACCUGUAAGAUGUGGCCAAGCUUAGGCCUGAGUGCUUUGAGGUUCACAGUGGUCAGCCAUGUCAGAACGUCGCUUUCAAGUGACAUGUUCUUCAGGGUUCGCAUGGGACAUGAAAAAUGCUCCCCUGUGUUCAAGAGCAUGGAUGUCUUGGCUUUAUGGAUUUAUUUUGAACAUCCGAUUGUUUGAAUAUUUGAAGUGUUUUUAAAAAUAUCUGUGUUUUAAACUUCUCUGCUACAUCCAAUCUCUACUACAGUUUUCCUUUUAAGGUGCAUAGCCAGGUGGUGACAUACGUAUACAUUGUGAAACUGAAUAAAAUAUUCCUUGCUUGACAUUGUGAUGUUUUAUUUUUGGUGUUUUGAAAACUCUUUUGCCUUAGGAGGUUUUAGGUAUGUAGCAUUAAGUGUG